Trichechus manatus latirostris (Florida manatee) is the source of this 1464-nucleotide messenger RNA. RefSeq names its product asporin (gene ASPN). Bases 346 to 1464 code for a protein of 372 amino acids. The record is from RefSeq and is a predicted model, not a curated record. Gene Ontology annotation, molecular function: protein binding. Lineage: Eukaryota; Metazoa; Chordata; Mammalia; Sirenia; Trichechidae. The transcript has 8 exons.
AGACGUCUAGGGUUUAGCUAGAAGUCUUGGCUAUGAUACAAACAGUGACGGAAAACAUAUGAGCAGUAACAAGUUUUAAUCUCUCUCUUCAGUACUAAAAUGGACUAAUCUGUAGAAGCAGUUUAUUCAAGAUCACCCAGGGUGCCAGCAACAUCAGGAGAAUUUUUUUGAAGGUUUUUUUUUUUUUUUUAAAUAAAUGUAACACCUUCUCAUCUUUUCUUCUUAAAUGGUAUCUAACAACAUAUACAUUAUAUUUACUUUUUAGAUAAGCACACAGUGGAAUAAUUCUACUUUCAAGAGGAUUACUCUUUUCUUACAAGUCCUAGAUUGGUCCUCUAAGACAACAUGAAGGAAUAUGUGCUCCUACUGUUCUUGGCUUUGUGCUCUGCCAAACAUGUCUUUAGCCCUUCAUAUAUGACUUUAAAGAAUAUGAUGCUGAAGGAUAUGGAAGAUUCAGAUGAUGAUGACAAUGACAAUGAUAACUCUCUUUUUCCAACAAGAGAACCAGUUAACCCCUUUUUUCCAUUUGAUUUGUUUCCAACAUGUCCCUUUGGAUGUCAGUGCUACUCGAGAGUUGUUCACUGCUCUGAUCUAGGUUUGAACUCAGUCCCAAGCAACAUUCCAUUUGAUACUCGAAUGUUAGACCUUCAAAACAAUAAAAUCAAGGAAAUAAAAGAAAAUGAUUUUAAAGGACUCAUUUCACUUUAUGGUCUGAUUCUGAAUAACAACAAGCUAACAAAGAUUCACCCAAAAGCCUUUCUAAGCACAAAGAAGCUGCGAAGGCUGUAUUUGUCCCACAACCAACUAGGUGAAAUACCACUUAAUCUUCCGAAGUCGUUAGCAGAACUCAGAAUUCAUGAUAAUAAAGUUAAGAAAAUACAAAAGGAUACAUUCAAAGGAAUGAAUACUUUACAUGUUCUGGAAAUGAGUGCAAAUCCUCUUGAUAAUAAUGGGAUAGAACCAGGGGCAUUUGAAGGAGUGACAGUGUUCCAUAUCAGAAUUGCAGAAGCAAAACUAACCUCAGUUCCUAAAGAACUACCAUCAACUUUACUGGAGCUUCAUUUAGAUUAUAAUAAAAUUUCAAAUGUGGAGCUGGAGGAUUUUAAAAGAUACAAAGAUCUGCAAAGGCUGGGCCUAGGAAACAACAGAAUCACAGAUAUUGAAAAUGGAAGUCUUGCUACUAUACCACGUGUAAGAGAAAUCCAUUUGGAAAACAAUAAACUUAAAAAAAUUCCUUCAGGAUUACAGGAGUUGAAAUACCUCCAGAUAAUCUUCCUUCAUUCGAAUUCAAUUACAAAAGUGGGAGUGAAUGACUUCUGUCCAACCGUGCCAAAGAUGAAGAAAUCUUUAUACAGUGCCAUAAGUUUAUUCAACAACCCGGUGAAGUACUGGGAAGUACAACCUGCAACAUUCCGCUGUGUUUUGGGCAGAAUGAGUGUUCAGCUUGGGAACUUCAGAAAGUAA